UUUUAGUUAUUUUUUAUUUAAUUUUUUAUAUUGAUUAUGUGUGGGGACGAGCUCACAGUUACUGGAGCCCAUACACAUCUACAACGUAAAUGCGCCACACACCUUGAGAUAUAAGUUCUAAGGUCUCAGUAUAGUCACAACGUGCGGACUCACAAGAGGUCCUGCCACCAGUAAUUACGCAAAUUAUAAUUUUGCGGGUUUUAUUUUUAUUACACGAUGUUAUUCCUUCACCGUGGAAGUCAAUCGUGAACAUUUGCUAAGUGAUUAAGCGGUGCUAGAAAAAUGUCGGAAACUCAAAACAAAGUGCAAGAUAAUCCAAAAAUUUUAUCGGGUCCCGUGCUACAGAACUCUCCGAAUGCAUUCCUCUCGAAGACACUGUUGGACCGGUAUAGAGAUCUACCGCUGCCGGAAGACAAGGUCCUCGCCACAUACGUAUGGAUCGACGGCUCCGGCGAGCAUGUUCGUUGCAAAGACAGGACUUUGAACUACAUUCCAGAAACUCCUAAAGACCUGCCGAUAUGGAAUUACGACGGCAGCUCUACAGGCCAGACGACAAGCACGAACUCAGACACGCACCUGAAGCCCCAGGCCAUAUACAGGGACCCGUUCCGGCGCGGAAACCACGUGCUUGUCAUGUGCGACACAUACGAUUACAGCAUGCAACCAACAAAGACAAACCACCGUAUUAAAUGCCAAGAAGCGUACGACCGCUGCAGAGACCACGAGCCGUGGUUCGGCAUAGAGCAAGAGUACGUGCUCCUCGACUCUGACCUUAGACCGUUUGGGUGGCCUACAACUGGAAGCCCUCCUGCCCAGGGACCAUAUUAUUGCGGCGUUGGAGCUAACAAGGUCUUCGCGAGGGAUCUCAUUGAAGCCCAUUAUAAAUGCUGUCUGUAUGCUGGAGUGCCGAUCACAGGUACGAACGCUGAGGCGAUGCUCUCGCAGUGGGAGUUCCAAGUCGGGCCCUCCGUUGGCGUGUCAGCUGGAGAUGACCUGUGGAUAGCUCGUUUUAUCCUGCAUCGUCUGGCUGAAGAGUUCGGAGUCAUCGUCACUUUCGACCCCAAACCGGUGUCGGAUUGGAAUGGUUCGGGUGCUCACCACAAUUUCUCGACAAAGAAAAUGCGAGAUGAAGGGGGAAUUACUGAAAUCGAGAGGGCGAUUGAAAAGCUCUCCAAAGUGCACAUGAAGCACAUUAAGGUAUACGACCCUCGCGGCGGCAAGGAUAACGAGCGCCGACUGACAGGACUCCACGAAACCGCUAGCAUUCAUGAUUUUAGUUCGGGUGUUGCUAGCCGCAGUGCCAGUAUAAGAAUACCUCGGCAGGUGGAGGCAGAAAAACGCGGGUACCUCGAGGAUCGGCGCCCGGCUUCGAACUGCGAUCCGUACUCUGUGACCGAUGCACUCAUGCGCACUUGUAUACUUGACGAAUUAUAAUUAAAAAAAAUAAA
Bombyx mori (domestic silkworm) is the source of this 1448-nucleotide messenger RNA. RefSeq names its product glutamine synthetase 2 cytoplasmic. The transcript has 8 exons. Gene Ontology annotation, molecular function: glutamine synthetase activity. Bases 283 to 1434 code for a protein of 383 amino acids. NCBI's taxonomy places the organism in Eukaryota, Metazoa, Arthropoda, Insecta, Lepidoptera, Bombycidae. The record is from RefSeq and is a predicted model, not a curated record. Gene Ontology annotation, cellular component: cytoplasm.